Prorocentrum cordatum is the source of this 593-nucleotide messenger RNA. Lineage: Eukaryota; Dinophyceae; Prorocentrales; Prorocentraceae. The record is from the annotation of a GenBank genome assembly.
CCCCUGCGCACUGUGGUGAUCCUGGGCAGCACGCGGGCCAAGCGGAUCGGCGAGGCGGUCUCGCAGUACUUGGUCGCAAAGCUCGAUGAGCGUGGCGGGCACUCCGUGUCGGUGCUGGAUCCGAGGACGACGGAGGACGGCUUCUUCAUGCGGCUGAUGGAGAAGGCGUAUUUCCAUUACAGGGAGGGGGAGGCGGUGCCAGCGGAGCUGGAGCGCACCGCGGCCACCCUGCGGGCGGCCGACGCCUACGUCGUCUGCGCCCCAGAGAUGAACCACACCAUCCCGCCCGGGCUCACGAACCUCAUGAACUACUUCGGCUCCUCCGUGUACAGCAGGAAGCCCAGCGGCAUCGCCACCUACUCCGCCGGGCACUGGGGCGGCGCCCGCUGCGGCGUCGCACUGCGCGCCUACCUGAGCGAGCUGGGCUGCAUUCCCGUGUCGGCCACCUUCCAGCUGCCGCUGGCCUGGCGUGGCGGGACGUUCGACGAGCGGGGGCAGCUGGCGGCCGACUCCGUGGCCGCGAGGAGUGCCGACAGGAUGCUGGAGCAGCUGGAGUGGCACGCCAGGGCCAUGAGGGCUGCCCGCUUGGCUGA